Penicillium malachiteum is the source of this 951-nucleotide messenger RNA. It is a transcript of the gene cspA, whose product is annotated as putative cell surface protein. NCBI's taxonomy places the organism in Eukaryota, Fungi, Ascomycota, Eurotiomycetes, Eurotiales, Aspergillaceae. The transcript has 2 exons. The record is from RefSeq and is a predicted model, not a curated record. The coding region runs from base 1 to 951 and encodes 316 amino acids.
AUGAUUCAGUCUCUUGCUCUCUUGGCUCUUGCCAGCCCGGCCUUCGCCGGUGUCAUGCAGGCCCGUGGUGAAGCCUACGUUCACCCUGCUGCCCAAAGCUCUGUUGCUCACCAGGGAGCUGACAGCUGGGGUAACACCUGGAGCCGCCCUGCUGAGGAGUCCUGGACCAGCCCCUGCUCUACCAGCACCACUCCUACUCCCACCCCGGAGACCACCACCACUCCCUGCACCACCAGCACUCGCACCACUCCUACUCCGGAGACCACCACCACUCCUUGCACCACCAGCACCACCCCUGUCACCACCUCUACCAAGCCUCACCACACCCCUGUGAAGCCCACCACCAAGACCAUCACCAUUGUGACCACCACCUGCCCUGUUACCUCGUCGACUGUCACCUCUGGCACCUCGACCUGGACUGUCCCUGUCACCCAGACCAGCACCAUCACCCUGACCAAGACCACCGUCUGCACUCUGUGUGAGAACGAGAAGCCCGUCACUAUCUUCAACGCCACUGUCCCCGCCACCUCUGCCGUUGUGGAGACCACCUCUGCUGUUGUUAUCGAGUCUUCCUCUGUUCCUGCUGUCCCUGCUGUCUCUACUACCUCCAAGGCUCUCAUUCCCACUCAGUCUCAGAAGCCUGCUACUUCCGUUGCUGUCCCCAGCUCCGUUGCCCCUGUUGCUGAGACCUCUGCUGCCGAGACCCCUGUUGCUGAGACCUCCGCUGCCGAGACCCCUGUUGCUGAGACCUCCGCUGCCGAGACCCCUGUUGCUGAGACCUCCGCUGUCGAGAGCUCUACCCCUGCUGAGACCGAGGCUGCUAGCUCCCCUGCUGCUGCCACCACCGCUGCCGAGGCCACCUCCACUGGUGUCUUCACUGGUGCUGCCUCCAACGUCAAGCCCGCUGCCGGUCUCCUGGCUGGUAUGAUUGGUCUCUUCGCCAUGCUGUAA